Molecule: messenger RNA, 2529 nt
Organism: Parascedosporium putredinis
Lineage: Eukaryota; Fungi; Ascomycota; Sordariomycetes; Microascales; Microascaceae
Source: the annotation of a GenBank genome assembly
AUGACUGCCACUCAACCCGUUCCCGAGGUAGUUAGUAGUCCCGAGCCUAGAAUACGCACUUUGCCUACCGUACCGAAAACCAACGGUGUGAGCGGCGUGAACGCAGUAAACGGCGUGAACGGCGUCAACGGAGCCGCAACGAACGGCGUCAACGGUGUGAACGGAACAAACGGAGCCUCGAAAAAGGCCGAUCCGUCACCCCUAUCGAAGCAAGCGUAUCCCCGGAUCCCACCAGUUCACUACAGGAAGAUGCCUGCGGAACGAGGAAUCACCUUUGCGGGCCAGGAAACCCUGCCAAAGCUUCCCAUUCCCGAACUAGAGCAAACCUGUGACAGGUAUCUCGCCGCCUUGAAGCCUUUGCAAUCGUACCGGGAGCAUGCCGACACGAAGCACGCGGUGAGAGAGUUUCUGAAGAAUGAGGGCCCUGACUUGCAGGAGAAGCUCAAGAAGUACGCUCUUGAAAAGACGAGUUACAUUGAGCAAUUUUGGUAUGACUCGUACCUCAACUUUGACAACCCAGUGGUGUUGAACCUGAACCCCUUUUUCCUUUUGGAGGAUGAUCCCACUCCUGCGAGGAAUAACCAAAUCACCCGGGCCAGUUCUCUCGUAGUUUCCGCCCUUGAGUUCGUCCGGGCGGUCCGGAAGGAGGAGCUUCCCCCAGACACCGUCAAGGGAACGCCGCUGUGUAUGUAUCAGUUUUCGAGGCUUUUUGGUACCGCCCGUGUUCCUACCGAAGCCGGCUGCCGCAUCGAGCAGGACCCCGAGUCCAAGCACAUUAUUGUCAUGUGCCAUGGCCAAUUCUACUGGUUCGAUGUUUUGGACGAUAACUCGGAUCUCAUCAUGACCGAGAAGGAUAUUGCGGUCAACCUUCAGACUAUUAUCGACGACGCCACUCAGACUCCCAUCCAAGAGGCGGCGAAGAGCGCUCUCGGUGUCCUUAGCACGGAGAACCGAAAGACCUGGUCGGGUCUCCGCGACCUCCUUACCCGUGAGGAAGGCUCUAACAAUGCCGACUGCCUCAGCAUCGUUGAUUCGGCGCUCUUUGUUCUCUGCCUCGAUUACACCGAGCCCACCACCGCCGCGGCUCUGUGCGGGAACAUGCUUUGCGGUACUAACGAAGUCGAGAGAGGCGUGCAGAUCGGCACUUGCACGAACCGAUGGUACGAUAAGCUCCAAAUCAUCGUCUGCAAGAACGGUAGUGCUGGUAUCAACUUUGAGCACACUGGUGUCGACGGCCACACCGUCCUCCGAUUCGCCAGCGACGUCUACACGGACACCAUUUUGAGGUUUGCGCGAACCAUCAAUGGCCAAGCCCCGACCCUCUGGGCGUCGACCAGUCCCGACCCGUCGAAGCGCGAUCCCGAGAGUUUCGGCGACGUCACCACCACCCCACACAAGCUCGAGUGGGACAUGACCCCCGAGCUCAGCAUCGCCGUGCGCUUCGCGGAAACCCGCCUCGCCGACCUCAUUGGCCAAAACGAAUUUGAGUGUCUUGAUUUCUCCGCGUACGGCAAGAACUUCAUCACCUCCAUGGGGCUCUCACCGGAUGCGUUUGUGCAGAUGGCUUUCCAGGCUGCCUACUAUGGUCUCUAUGGCCGCGUGGAGUGCACCUAUGAGCCAGCCAUGACGAAGAAGUACCUCCACGGCCGAACCGAGGCCAUCCGCACGGCGUCGGACGAGUCAGUCAACUUUGUGCAGACCUUUUGGGCGGACAACGAGGCGGAAAAGAAGGUGGAGGCUCUCAAGAAGGCGUGCCAGAAGCACCUUGUCGACGACGAGGUUAUGAGCGAUGUUAGCAGCAACGGUGGCUACUCGUACUCAUCUCCCAUUGACGGCUACUCGGAGCGGGACGCCAACUCGGUUGUCGGCAGCCCCAGCAAAGACUCGCUCCUCAAUGGCGAGGUUGGUGCCAGCAUCUCCACCUCUACCCUCAUCUUUGCCGACCACGGCUGGGACAGGCUCAACACGACCAUUAUCUCGACGUCCAACUGCGGCAAUCCCGCGCUCCGCCAGUUUGGGUUCGGCCCCACUUCGGGCGAAGGGUUCGGUAUCGGCUACAUCAUCAAGGACGACAGCCUCUCCAUCUGCGUUUCGAGCAAGCAUCGUCAGACGCGCCGCUUCGUCGACACCCUCGAGAGCUACUUGCUUGAGAUGAGGCGCAUCCUACGCAUCACGACACGCAAGGCGACCACGACCAAGAGCACGAGGGCGCGAGAAAUCGAUUCGGACACGCACAGAGUCAAGACACACCACCAGCGACCCAAGCCCCGUGGCAGGAUGAUUACGGCAACCGACAUUCAGCGGUUGAGCAUCAACGGUACCAUGUCGCCUGCGAACGAGAGCAUCGCCCUCAGUGAGGAUGACGACAUUGGAGGCUAUGGUUUCUUUGAUGCCGGUAUGCUCUUGCAGGCUCUCAAGGCGCGUGGCGAGCACAUUGAUGAUGGAGAGACGAAGCCCUCGGAAAGAGCUGCCGUCCAGGCGAGACGGAGGGUCGACGUUGGCAAGAAGCUGAGGCUGAUUGACUACUAA